GAAAGUGAAGUCGGUCGAAAAUUCAUUCAGGAUGCAAGGAAUUUUGGCUAUACUAAUUGUGAUGAUUUCACUCAACGGCAUAAAACCGUUCACUGUGCGUUCAGGUUCAAACUCGGAAAAUUCAACUAUAAUAUAUGACUUUAAUUGGCUUGCUGAUGCAGCCUCGAUAGGAAAAAUCCCAAAACAUAAAACAAUUUAUCAUUUUGUCAAUGCAAUAGUGGACAUACUCCCAUAUAAUUUCACUGACCCAUUUGAGAAGUGCAACGAAAUUCAAUUUAAAGGUGGAUCUAUUACAUCAAUCCACAUUAAUCCUAAGUUAGACUACAUUUAUUUAUACAACACAUAUACUGUAAAUGUGAUUAUUAAACCUGAUAUGUUCUACAAACUGAGCGAUUUCCGGUGUUUAAAAACAAAAUUGGCACAAAUCCCAGAGAACGUUAAUCGGUUAAAACAUUUGAAAAUUUUAUAUCUUGGAUACAACUUGAUAGAAACAGUUCAAAUGGACCAGUUAAAUGGGUUGGAAAAUUUGGAAGAACUUUAUCUUUCUUCUAAUAAAAUAAAACACAUUUACAGUGACGGUCCGGUGAGUCUGCCAUCGCUCAAUAAAAUACAUCUUGACAAUAAUCGACUUCAACAUUUUAACGUCUGCAAUUGGGACAUGCCUUUGCUUUCCUACCUUUAUCUCCACAGUAACAAUUUGACACAUUUCGCAAUUAAUCAAUUCCGUGCGCUUAGAGUAUUAUUAAUUCAUGAAAACCCAGUGAAUUGCGCUUGGAAAGAUAGUAUAAGGAAUACGUCAAAACAGCUCUCUCGCUAUACAUCUUGUGACGAAAAAAGCGUGGGUGACUUCGUAUUGGAUUGUCCACCAACUAAUUAUCAAUUGAAGCAGCAGAUUUCUAGUGUCGACACCAAGUUAAGCCAAAUUGAAGGAAAAAUGCAAAAAAUUGAAGACCUGCUGCAAAAUCUAACCGCAAAAAUUAUUGAACAGCAAAAUGUCUCAAAUGAUAUUAUUGAGGCAAUGUAUCGAAUUGAAAUCGAAAGAGCUUCCAAAAAAACGAAGGAAAUUCCGUAACUUUCGAAAUAAUAAUGUUCAUGUUUAUUGAAUAAUAUAGACCUAAGUAUAAACAAGUGCUAUGUAUCUAGCUUAAGUUCAUCAUUAAAUAAACGUCAUACAGAAAUAAUAGCUUCUCACAGGUUUUUUUAGUUUGCCUUGUGAAAAAUAUCACUUCAUUUCCCGUUCUUUUCUUGUGCUACAUAUGAUGGAAAAUUCGACGAUGAAACAGUUUGCAAUGUACUCUCAAUCGACACUUUCUGUGGUGUUUUCAUCUCUUCCUAAACUCUAGUGGAGACUGUAAUCCACUUGUGAAUAUCGUUGCCCCAAAAAUAA
Aedes albopictus (Asian tiger mosquito) is the source of this 1387-nucleotide messenger RNA. Its product is annotated as leucine-rich repeat-containing protein 15-like. The record is from RefSeq and is a predicted model, not a curated record. The transcript has 2 exons. Gene Ontology annotation, molecular function: protein binding. NCBI's taxonomy places the organism in Eukaryota, Metazoa, Arthropoda, Insecta, Diptera, Culicidae. The coding region runs from base 32 to 1072 and encodes 346 amino acids.